AUGACAUUAAGGUUUCUUGCUUCUGGUGAUUCAAUGACUUCCAUGAGCUACCAAUAUCUCCUCGGACUAACCACAGUUAGCAAUAUUAUUUCAGAAACUUGUGAUGCAUUGUGGUCUGUUCUUUCUAAACAUGUUCUUCCAUAUCCUUUAACAAAAGAGAAAUGGUUAAAUAUUUCUAAAGAGUUCGAAGAGUGUCCUGAAAAUGCAGGAUCAUCAUAUUUUAAUUAUAAAAACAGUCACAGUUUUGUUUUGCUUGCUGUUUGUGAUGCAAACUAUAUUUUUACUUUUGUGGAUAUUGGAGCCUAUGGACGUCGCAGUGAUGGUGGAAUAUUUAGAGACUCCUUUCUUGGCCAAAAUUUCAGAACCAAUGAAAUGAAUGUACCUGAUCCAAAACCAUUUUAUUUCGAAGGAAACUCUAUGCCUUACGUGCUAGUUGGAGACGAAGCUUUUCCACUUACUGAGUAUUUAAUGAGGCCUUUCCCAGGAAAACAAGGUUUGAAUCAGGACAAAAUUAUUUACAAUUAUCGUCUUAGUCGAGCAAGGAGGACCAUUGAAAAUGCUUUUGGCAUUUUAUCAAGUCAAUGGAGAAUUUUAAGAAGACCAAUAAAUUGUUCAAUUGAAACAGCAAUGAAAAUAGUACAAGCUAUUGUGUGUCUUCAUAAUUAUAUUCGUAUACAAGAUAUUGGAGUCAAUGAAUAUAUCACUGAAAACAUGGUUGAUCGAGAUGGUUGCGAUGGUUUAAUAGAAGGUUCCUGGAGGAGAAAUAUAGACAUUAAUUCUGCUUUUCAAGAUAUAAGAAGGUGUAGUACAAAUAACAGUUCUCGGAAAGCUGCAAGAAUUCGGGAUGACUUUUGUGAAUACUUUAAUAGCGAGGGAGCAAUACCUUGGCAAUUUCAACACUGUUGAUAAACAAAGGAAUAAAUAUUUCAUUUUAUAACGUU
Nylanderia fulva is the source of this 941-nucleotide messenger RNA. The record is from RefSeq and is a predicted model, not a curated record. Lineage: Eukaryota; Metazoa; Arthropoda; Insecta; Hymenoptera; Formicidae.